CACAACCCUCCUGAGGUCUCCAGAGCCGCCACAAUGCCGCCCAAGUUCGAUCCAUCGCAAGUCGUCGAUGUCUACGUCCGAGUCACCGGCGGCGAGGUCGGCGCGGCGAGCUCACUCGCCCCCAAAAUCGGCCCACUCGGUCUCUCCCCGAAGAAAAUCGGAGAAGACAUCGCCAAAGAGACCGCCAAGGACUGGAAGGGCCUCCGAGUGACGGUGAAGCUCACGGUGCAGAACCGCCAGGCCAAGGUCUCCGUCGUGCCGUCCGCGGCGGCGCUGGUCAUCAAGGCCCUGAAGGAGCCCGAGCGCGAUCGCAAGAAGACUAAGAACAUAAAGCACACUGGCAACAUCUCUCUCGAUGAUGUGAUCGAGAUUGCCAAGGUCAUGAAGCCGAGGUCCAUGGCCAAGGAAUUGAAAGGGACUGUGAAGGAGAUUCUGGGUACUUGUGUGUCUGUUGGAUGUACUGUGGAUGGUAAAAACCCUAAGGAUUUGCAGCAGGAGAUCUCCGAUGGCGAUGUUGAGGUUCCGGAAGAUUGAGAGUUAAAACAAUUUGAGGUUAUGGUUUGUUUCUUGAAUUUGAUUUUGAUUUUAGGGUUUUUGCUGAAUUUGAGUUAUGGAGGAUUAUUGUUAAUCUUAUUGUUUUUUUAUGCUAGCUUUUUUAUGUGAUAAUGUGGAUUUUUUUAUAUGUGUUAGAUAAUGCAAGUUUGAGGUGAACUUUGUUUUUGAUUGAUUGCAUUCUUCAGUAAGAAACUCAUGAAUUUUGAUUUA
Camellia sinensis is the source of this 765-nucleotide messenger RNA. Its product is annotated as large ribosomal subunit protein uL11. Lineage: Eukaryota; Viridiplantae; Streptophyta; Magnoliopsida; Ericales; Theaceae. Gene Ontology annotation, molecular function: structural constituent of ribosome; large ribosomal subunit rRNA binding. The record is from RefSeq and is a predicted model, not a curated record. Gene Ontology annotation, cellular component: ribosome; cytosolic large ribosomal subunit. Gene Ontology annotation, biological process: translation.